This is a messenger RNA of Scleropages formosus (Asian bonytongue), 1508 nucleotides long. RefSeq names its product methionine sulfoxide reductase Ab (gene msrab). Gene Ontology annotation, cellular component: cytoplasm. Gene Ontology annotation, biological process: cellular response to oxidative stress. NCBI's taxonomy places the organism in Eukaryota, Metazoa, Chordata, Actinopteri, Osteoglossiformes, Osteoglossidae. Gene Ontology annotation, molecular function: peptide-methionine (S)-S-oxide reductase activity. The transcript is spliced from 6 exons. The coding region runs from base 366 to 1028 and encodes 220 amino acids. The record is from RefSeq and is a predicted model, not a curated record.
GCCGCGGAGAAACACACCCCGUUCAAUGUGCGUCGACCUCUCGCGCUUUACUUCGUCCGUCUCGCGCUCGUUCUGCCUUCAUACGGGGUGGGGGGGGCAGCUCAUUAGCAUGCUGCGCGAGCUCCUUAAUGUGGCUAUUUAUUUUAAUUUAAUUUCUCUCACACACGUGCCGUACUGUUGUCGUCUGUGUCAAAGUCGCAUUAAACUCGCGGUCGUUAAUUCGUUAAUAUUCUGCCGUCGGCGUCUCUGUGCCUCAUGAAUAUUCAUGAGGCUUCGCCCCUCCUCCUUCGGAAUGCCGGAGCAGCGGGACUCUGGAACUUUCGUGCUGUGCGACGCGGGACUGCGGGCACCUCACCCUCGCCCACAUGGCCGACGGGAGCGAGCUUCCCUCCGCGAGCCGCGCGCUCGCGGGCAGACGGCAGCCGAUGGCGGUGGCAGGAAAACAUGCGGUCAAUGGCAGGACCACGGUGGAGCCCUUCCCAGAGGGCAUGGAGAUGGUCAUGUUUGGAACGGGUUGCUUCUGGGGGGCAGAGAGGCGUCUCUGGCGGGUGCCUGGUGUGUUCUCCACCCAGGUGGGCUACUCUGGGGGCAUCACCCCCAACCCCAACUACCAGGAAGUGUGUUCAGGUCUAACAGGCCACGCUGAGGUGGUCAGGGUGGUCUACUCUCCGCAAGAUGUCACUUUUGAGAAGCUCCUCAAGGUCUUCUGGGAGAGCCAUGACCCCACCCAAGGUAUGCGGCAGGGCAACGACCGCGGCACCCAGUACCGCUCGGUCAUCUACACCUACACCCCCCAGCAGCUCCAGGUGGCCCUCGGGUCCAAGCAGGCCUUCCAGCAGGAGUUGCGCCACAAGGGCUAUGGCCUCAUAACCACAGAGAUCCGAGAGGCGCCGCCGUUCUACUACGCCGAGGAUUCCCACCAGCAGUACCUCCAUAAGGUCCCCAGCGGCUACUGCGGCCUCAAAGGCACCGGGGUGAGCUGUCCCAUCGCGGGGGUGGAGACGCCAAGGGAGGGGGGUGAGCCGUGAGGAGGUGGAGGGACGAGGAAGGACCUCGGGGGCCUGAGGACGUCACGGCACAGGUGGCUUUGGACUGGGGUGAUGGACCCUGAGGAGGGACAAGGAAGUAGUGCAGGUGGGACGGCAUGGUAAAGCGCUGUGUGGGGACAGUGUGGACAACUCGUUUUCACUGCUAGAAGCUGGACUGGACCAGAAUGGAUCACUGCAAGUGCUGCCCCUUUCUCCCUGGGGAUGAGGGUGCAAGGGCCCUCACCUGAGAGUAGCUAACUUUGGUUAUUUCAUAGUUUGUUCGUGACCUUCUUUGGAGCAGAGAAACAUCCCUGUAUAUUUCUGCAUAAUUAAUAAUAAUAAUAAUAAUAAUAAUAAUAAUAAUAACAAACAUUCAGUGUCUAUUGGCUGUAGUAAGUUCACUGUACAUCUCACAUAUUUGGCGGUGUAGAACAGAGCAGAAAAAGUGGUGUGUACAUUCACAAGACACUUUUCUCCAAA